Messenger RNA from Balaenoptera musculus (blue whale), 898 nucleotides. Its product is annotated as dehydrodolichyl diphosphate synthase complex subunit NUS1-like. Lineage: Eukaryota; Metazoa; Chordata; Mammalia; Artiodactyla; Balaenopteridae. Gene Ontology annotation, cellular component: endoplasmic reticulum membrane; dehydrodolichyl diphosphate synthase complex. The transcript has a single exon. Gene Ontology annotation, molecular function: ditrans,polycis-polyprenyl diphosphate synthase [(2E,6E)-farnesyl diphosphate specific] activity. The record is from RefSeq and is a predicted model, not a curated record.
AGCGGUCUGGCCGCGGGUGUGGGAGGGGGAGGAGAGGACGCCCGGGCGCCACGAGAGUAUGACGGGGCUACAGGCUCUGCUCGGCCUGCACCGCACGCUCACCUCCCGGCUCCGCUUGCGGUUCGGCACCUGGAACUGGGCCUGGCGGAGCUACUGCUGCGCCGCCUCCGCCGCGGUCCUAGCGCCGCUCGGCUUCGCGCUCCGCCAGCCCCCGGCUGUCGGCGGGAACAGCCUUGACCACAGGCAUCCGCGCAGUGGGCCCGCCCCGGUCGCCGCCCACCCGCGGCUGCAAUGGCACGAGGACGCCCGUUCCUUGAAGAAGCUGCCUGUGCACGUAGACUUGGUGAUCACCGAGGAGCAGGAGCCCAGCUUCUCCGACAUCGCAAGCCUCGUGGUGUGAUGUAUGGCAAUGGGCACUUCUUACAUUAGCGUCUACGACCACAAAGGAAUUUUCAAAAGAAAUAACUCCGGAUUGAUGGAUGAAAUUUUAAAACAACAGCAGGAACUUCUGGACAUAGAUGGUUCCAAAUACUCACCAGAAUUUGCAAAUCGUAAUGACGAAGAUUGCCAUUCGGCAGUGAAGGUGCUGUCCCCAGAAGAUGAAAAAGCAGAUAUUGUGAGAGCUGCUCAAGACUUUUGCCAGUUAGUAGCCCAGCAGCAAAAGAAAUCCACAGAUUUGGAUGUAGAUAUAUCGGACCGUUUACUUAGUUCGAAUGGUGCCCGUGGUCCUGAUUUAGUACUGAAGUUUGGUCCUGAGGACAGCACAUUAGGCUUUCUGCCCUGGCACAUCAGCCUGACAGAGAUUGUCUCUUUGCCUUCCCACCUAAACUUCAGUUAUGAGGACUUUUUCUCUGCCCUUCGUCAAUAUGCAGCCUGUGAACAGCAUCUGGGAAAGUAG